CAUUUUAAGUGGGGGAACUUGCACAAUCGGUGGCUGACUAAAUACCUUUUUGCCCCACUGUAAAACUGGUGCUCAAUCUCUUUCUCCAAGAGAAAGAGAGCUUGUGCAUUAAAUGAGAUGUUUACUCUUAAGGACCCAAAUGUAUACUAGGAAUAUGUGUCCAAACUGUGUGCUGUUGCUUUUGCAGCAAGCUGUGGUUUAUAGUUAGCCACAAUUUAAUUAAGGAAUGAUGAGGAGAGAAAGUGGAAAUACAUCUUUAUUUUUUUGUUAAAGGAACUUUUCUGCAUAGCAUCCUCAGCUCUUCUGUGAAAUUUUUAAAGAUGUUUUUGAUUCUAUAAUGUCAGCUGAGACGGCCCUUUAACACGCUGACCUGCAAGAUUCACCACCAGAUGGCAGUAGAUCGACAGUGAUAAUAAUGCUCUGCUCUGUUAGAACCUCUAGCCUUCCUUUGUUGGACAGGCUGUGCUUUGAACUGUGUGUUUGCUGCUGUGAAAGCUCCAGCUUCCCUCCUGGGCUGACCAAUCUGUUUGAAGCUCUGACUUCAAUAGUGGAGAAGAACUUGCGGCCAUCAUCUGUGUUUGCGCCAGUUUGCUUUUGAGCUUCAAGCUUUCAGUUAGAGAGCAGUGAAAUUAAAGCUUGGUUCUAUUGACAAAAACAAGCCUGUUAUUUCUUCUUUAUGUCCAAUAGUUGUAGUUUCUUGAAGGAAUAUCUACAAGUCCAGUUCAGAAGCUCCCCGUGUCAGCUGUCAAUCACAGUGACCACUUGCUAUGAAAGGUCUGGUAGAAAGCUCAGUGUAAUCUGUUGAAGUACCAGAACAAUGUUCCUGUUCAGUGAUCAGACGUCUGUAUGUUCGGGUCUUCUGUUUAGAUCAAAGUUUUCUUCAUGUUUUUUUUGUUUUGUUUUUUUUCUAAAAUCAUAACUGCAAACUAGACCCCUUUUUAUAUUCAGUCUAUUGUCAGAAAACGGUUACAUUAUCAAUAUUUUCUGUUUCUGUAGCUUUCUGAGUCAGACCAUCCACCUGCUGGAUGAGGAUGACAGCCUGUACUGUAUUUCAGCCUGGAACGACCAGGGCUAUGAGCACACAGCAGAGGACCCGGCCCUGCUCUACAGGGUGGAGAGUAUGCCCGGCCUGGGCUGGGUGCUGAAGAAAAGCCUCUACAAAGAUGAGCUGGAGCCAAAAUGGCCUACACCCGAAAAGCUGUGGGACUGGGACAUGUGGAUGCGAAUGCCAGAGCAGAGGAAAGGCCGAGAGUGUAUCAUCCCUGAUGUAUCCCGCUCCUACCACUUCGGUAUCAUCGGCCUCAACAUGAAUGGCUAUUUUCACGAGGUAUAUUUCAAAAAGCACAAGUUCAACACUGUUCCCAAUGUACAGCUGAAGAACGUGGGCAGCUUGAAGAAAGAUGCUUAUGAAGUUGAGAUCCAGAACCUGCUGAAAGAGGCAGAGGUGCUAGACCACACCAAAAACCCAUGUGAGGACUCAUUCCUACCUGACUCUGAGGGGAAGAUCUACGUCAUGUUCAUUAAGAUGGAGUCUGAAACAGACACAUCCACUUGGACUGAGCUUGCCAAGUGCCUGCACGUUUGGGAUCUAGAUGUUCGGGGAUACCACAGAGGUCUAUGGCGGCUCUUCAGAAAAAGGAACCAUGUGUUGGUUGUGGCUGUUCCGAUCUCCCCGUACUCUGUGAGGAAACCAGCGAAUGUCACUCCCAUUCAUUUAGAGCCUCCUCCUAAAGAAGAGGGAGCACCGGUGGAGCAGAUGUAGAUCUGAUGUUACACACACACACACACACACACACACACACACACACACACACACACACACAAACAGAGACUUCAACAAGCCCUGGCCUUAACACUACUACUUCUCUCCAUCAACGAACAUUAAUAAUCCAGCCUGGGGCCCAGAGCUACAGGUCUGUCUUGGGUACAAGAGGAUACCUGGGACACAGAGUCUAUUUUUUAUGUUGGAGGAAGAAUUAACACUACAAACAGCACUGGUGAGUCCGUCCAGCAGUGAUGCUAAAACUAGUUAUAGUUAAUUGUGAUUGUUCAACCACAACAGCGUACAGCUGCCAACAGCUGUGUCUUUUUGUGGAUUGAUCACUAAGCUACAUCUUUGACAGAACAGUACAACUGACAUAAACACACUGACCUGAAAGAAGGCAGUGCUCCUUAUAGUUUGGUAUUUUAACUACUGAGUGUUUGUCCAUUUUUGUACAUACAUUUUAACGAAUCUCUAUUUAUUUUACAUCUGUCAAAAGUUAGUGCUUUUUUUUCUAAAUAAGAAAAUCCACUUUGAUCAAGUUCAAUGCAUUUUUAAGAGUCUGACUUUUACAAUGAGAAAAUGUAAGUGUGUGUGUGUGUAAAAUCUAAAGGUUGGCAUUUUUCUCAGCAUUAGAUAUCGAGUGUAAAAGCCCCAUGGGUUUGUACCGUUAUUGACUGUAUAGAUCACUUGCCUCGGAUUAGUCUUGAUGAUGUAAUCCGAAAGGUGGCUGAGAGACAAAAACCUGAAAAGUCAUACUUUUAACAUGUGCUGCAUCUGAAACCAGAGAAAUUGCAAAUGCUGUGAUGUUAAUGUGUGCUCACCUACAAAAUGAUGCACAUUGAACAAAUCACUUUAAAUUCGGGCAGUUUUUUUGUUUGUUUUUUUAAGUAAAUUAACCUUUUUCCAUCUGUUUCUGGUAUAGUUCACUACUGGCUUUUGCUCUGUCAGGGGGGGGAAAGCACGUGGCCCUUCCAGUACCAACUAGUAAUAAUUGACACAGGAACUGGAAAAUCAUAAUUAACAAUCAUUAGGAACGAAACCUUUUUGUUGUGUACCCCAAAAAAGGAGGAAAAUCCGUGUCUAGGAUCAGAUCUAAAUAUGCAAACGUGUGCUAAACAAACAGUUCAGGAUAUUUGUAUCCUAGCACACCAUUUACGUGUGUACGCAUUUUUUUUGUUGUUGUUUUGUUUUGCUUUUUCCUGAAGCAGACGCACUUUUUUUCUGUGCUUGUUGCUGUUUUUGAGAUACAAGAGACAGCGGCAGCUGCAUAAGGUGCUGAACGUUCAGUUGCUUCCCUGUUUCCUGAUCGAACAGUGUUCAACUACUGAAGCUACUAAAAACUGAGCUCAACGCUGUUACUUUUCACACAGCCAUCCAGUUACGUAGGAGAAGGGCUCAGAUAACAAGAACACCUGGUAUAAACACUAAAGAACCGAGUCAAUUUCUCUGCUUGUACCAAAUGAAACCCCCAAACUAGCACUUUAGUCAUAUAUUAAUUAGAUCAUUGUGGGUCAGACAUCACAACAGGCAGGUACUUGGAACCAGCUACUUCCUGGAAGCAGCAUGUGUUAAAAACUUAUUUUUUUCCUCUCCUAAUUUCUUAGUGGUGCGUAUAAAUUUUGGUCUCUCUCAACCAUCCUGGAGGCCAGAGGCUCCACCACUUCCAUCCACUGAAGGUAGCAAUGUGAAAAGAGUACUAAAUCUUCGUUACAUAUAUUUAUCUGAGUUUCUAAUUGCAGUGUUCUUCAUUUUUAAGAGUAGUAAAUACGUGAGAAGAUUUAUUUGAUAAUCUCACUGGCCGCAUUCAAUGCCCUGAGAUGCAGCUGAGAGAGAGAGAGAGAGUGUGUGUGCGUGUGUGAGAGAGAGAGAGCGAUUUCUCUUGUAAAGCUUUUCUAACUGGUGGUCAAAUAGAAACCCAACCCUUAAAGAAAAUGUUAUUCUUUAUGGUAAGACAUGCAAAAGCAAACAAAGUAUUAUCUGCUUAUGGAUACAUUUAUUUUGAAAGUCACACUAUAGAACUGUCUAAGCAUUUAUUCACUCUGUACUGGUCAUGUUAUCAUUUCAAACAACUGUUAUGGAUGUUUCAGGCAAUUAAAAAUGAAAAGAUAAUUGAAAUAUUUGUUCCAAUUGAGGUGUAAAAACACUGACUUUUAAUCCAGAUGUUGAUAUUCUGCCAGAUGUUUUAAAAGAACGUGGAGUUUUCAACCAUGUUAACAGAGAGGUGUGAGUGUGAGGAAGAGAUGCUGGACAUGUUCUUACCAGCUGAUGUAAGAACGCAUUAACCAAAUGAAUGUGAAUUUUAAUUCUCUGUUAGUAUUUGCAGUUAUUUGAUUGGAAGGUGUUUACCUGUCAGCCCCAACGUCAGUGGUUCAUUCUAAGUUUAAGUCCUAGUGUGUUUUCUCUGGUUUCAGAUCUCUGCAAAUUGUCUUUUUUUCCCCUCUGGUUUGUUCUUUCGUUUCACUUUGUGGUGUUCCUGCUUUUCUGGGUUUCAAAGGUUAAAUUAAAUUGAAUCAUUGUUUCAAUAGCAAUACAGUUGAUUUAAUACUGUGGCAGGAUUCUAAAGAUACUGGAAAGUGCUUUGUAUAAGUGACAGAGGAGGAUUUGUAGACUUGAAUGCAGUUUGACAUGUAUGAGUUUCUUUUAUCUUGCAGAUGAAUAAAGAUUUUUUUUAAACUCA
This is a messenger RNA of Haplochromis burtoni (Burton's mouthbrooder), 4442 nucleotides long. RefSeq names its product protein O-linked-mannose beta-1,2-N-acetylglucosaminyltransferase 1. Gene Ontology annotation, molecular function: beta-1,3-galactosyl-O-glycosyl-glycoprotein beta-1,3-N-acetylglucosaminyltransferase activity. Lineage: Eukaryota; Metazoa; Chordata; Actinopteri; Cichliformes; Cichlidae. Gene Ontology annotation, biological process: protein O-linked glycosylation via N-acetylgalactosamine. Gene Ontology annotation, cellular component: Golgi membrane. The transcript is spliced from 9 exons. The record is from RefSeq and is a predicted model, not a curated record. Bases 1121 to 1762 code for a protein of 213 amino acids.